UCUCCAACGCCAAACCCUGAGCCAAAGCCUGAGCCUUCUCCAACGCCAAACCCUGAGCCUUCUCCAACGCCAAAGCCUCAGCCUUCUCCAACGCCAAAGCCUCAGCCUUCUCCAACGCCAAACCCUGAGCCAAGCCCUGAGCCUUCUCCAACGCCAAAGCCUGAGCCAAACGCUGAGCCUUCUCCAACGCCAAACCCUGAGCCUUCUCCAACGCCAAACCCUGAGCCAAAGCCUGAGCCUUCUCCAACGCCAAAGCCUCAGCCUUCUCCAACGCCAAACCCUGAGCCUUCUCCAACGCCAAACCCUGAGCCUUCUCCAACGCCAAACCCUGAGCCUUCUCCAACGCCAAACCCUGAGCCAAACCCUGAGCCUUCUCCAACGCCAAACCCUGAGCCUUCUCCAACGCCAAACCCUGAGCCUUCUCCAACGCCAAACCCUGAGCCUUCUCCAACGCCAAAGCCUGAGCCUUCUCCAACGCCAAAGCCUGAGCCUUCUCCAACGCCAAAGCCUGAGCCAAAGCCUGAGCCUUCUCCAACGCCAAACCCUGAGCCAAACCCUGAGCCUUCUCCAACGCCAAACCCUGAGCCAAACCCUGAGCCUUCUCCAACGCCAAACCCUGAACCAAACCCUGAGCCUUCUCCAACGCCAAACCCUGAGCCUUCUCCAACGCCAAACCCUGAGCCAAAGCCUGAGCCUUCUCCAACGCCAAACCCUGAGCCAAACCCUGAGCCUUCUCCAACGCCAAACCCUGAGCCUUCUCCAACGCCAAACCCUGAGCCAAAGCCUGAGCCUUCUCCAACGCCAAACCCUGAGCCUUCUCCAACGCCAAACCCUGAGCCAAACCCUGAGCCCUCUCCAACGCCAAACCCUGAGCCUUCUCCAACGCCAAACCCUGAGCCUUCUCCAACGCCAAACCCUGAGCCUUCUCCAACGCCAAACCCUGAGCCAAAGCCUGAGCCUUCUCCAACGCCAAACCCUGAGCCAAACCCUGAGCCUUCUCCAACGCCAAACCCUGAGCCAAGCCCUGAGCCUUCUCCAACGCCAAACCCUGAGCCAAGCCCUGAGCCUUCUCCAACGCCAAAC
This is a messenger RNA of Dromaius novaehollandiae (emu), 1083 nucleotides long. Its product is annotated as cell surface glycoprotein 1-like. The transcript has a single exon. The record is from RefSeq and is a predicted model, not a curated record. The annotation marks the transcript as partial. Lineage: Eukaryota; Metazoa; Chordata; Aves; Casuariiformes; Dromaiidae.